AUGAAGAACACGCUAGCCAGCUGCUCUGAUAGUGAUGGAAAUGAACAUCCGAUUUCUACAAAAUUUCGCGGCAGUUCAAAAGCCAGUCGUCGUCCACUUUCUGAUCUCACGAACCAGAUGCCAUUAAUCUCGUUAAGGAAAACGCAACCAACAAAAACCGCAAACGGCUCAACUAUCACAAUUACUUGUUCAUCGGAUCAAAUUCUGAAAACAAGACACACGUCAUAUAGUAAUUUGUCCACUCUCGAACAUCAAGAGUCGGUAGAAUUGCACAUGCCUCGGCUAGUGCGUGAUGUGGUGGAUAUGACUUCCGUGAAUAAUAAAGCUUCCGCUCUCUCUUCAUCUUUAUUUGAUUUAUCACCAACUCAACCAUCCAUUCCUGAAUUAGUGAUGCUCGCAACAGAUAAUACAACGUCAAGAGCAACAAAAACAUUUUCCCUAUCUAUUGGAAACAAAAAUGUGUCAACUGAGCCGUCGUUUAAUUCAGGAAAAAGACGUUCAGUUUUUGAUGAUGAAACACUUAACUCAGAUAUUGUUUCUGAGGAGUACAAUUCACCGUGUGAACAACUAUUAGAAACCUCAAACAUGUUUGAAAUAGGAACGACAAUAAAUACAUCUAAAGCAAUCACAGUUCCAUAUAAAAAGCCAUCGAUUCUUGACAGUGUCCGAAGAAAUAGAAAGAUAUUUUCCAGUAGCACAAAAAAAAGAAGAACAUCUUCAGCCGCUGCUCCUAUUCCUCGUCGAUCAAAUAGAAAAAGACCGUCAUCAACAUGUGAUGUUUUACCUAUUGAUGAAGAAGGAUCACACCUCUACGAGAACGGAUUCGAAGAACUCACUGGCUGGCUUAUUGAUCUCUUGAGAAAAGGCGUGCUCGUUUUAAUGACUGACGUUAAAACUCAAUAUGCUGUUAUUUUACAUCGUCGCAAUGAGCUCGUUUCAGAUGCAGUUCUCCGUGUUGAUUCUAUUCGUUCACGUCUCACUACAAGAUUUGGAAAUAAAUUAUUUUUCACAAAGUUAAACAAGCGAAGUGGAACCUAUGUGGCUAUUAAUGAUCUAUCGUUGUAUACAAAAGUAGCUUUGUCGUCAUCUUUGCAUUAUUAUAAUAACAAUUCAAUUAAAAUUUAUGAAACACAGGCCGACGAGAAGGAAAAGCAUAAACAAUGUGAAUUAAUAUUUGAUUCAAUUAAACUUCUUCGUCGUUCCAUCAACGAAAAUUUACAUUAUUUUAAACAUCUUAGAAAAAGUCGAUCAACACUCGCCGACUUCAAUUCAACCAUGUUUUGGGAAUUGCUUGAAAAAGAAAUAUUUGGAAAAUCGGAUAAUUGGCUUAAAAUUGCAUCCGUUUCAUAUGAUAUUAUCAACUGCAAAAAUGAGCGUCUCAUCACUCCGAAACACUACUUAUUAGCCAACGAAAUAUUUCGUCAUGAGAGAAGUGCUCAAUUACUUUCAAUCACAAACAGACUGGGUCAUACAUGUGGUUAUAAAACUAUCUUACGUCUACAACAUGAAGCUGCGGAAAAAUCAAAAGCUGCCUUCAGUUCUCUUUCAAUUAUCAAUCGUCAGCGUAAUCAACAAUAUCGUCAUGAUUUUGCAGUGAUUGUCGCAGACAAUUUUGACAUGAAUAAAGAGACUGUACAUGGUGAAAACAGCCUGCACAUUCUCAAUCAAAUCAUUGUGCAAACGCCUGAAAAUGAUGAAAUACUAUUUAUCGUCACCGAACUUUUAACAGAGAUAACAGAUCAAAUCUCACAGACGGUACAAUUGCUCGCUCAGUCUCUAGCUAGCGAAGCGGUGAGCCCUGUCAUCUCUCAGUUGCCAACUAUCCACUCGAAUUACGAUCCGUUUAUUGAUACUUCACUAGACAUGAAACUACUUGGUUAUUCAAUAUCGAAGUAUUUUGAACAACAAAUGAAAACAUCCGAUCCAUCAUCUCCUACUAAUCUUCCACUUCUCUCCGGUUUUUUCGCCAGUUUUCUUCAUUUUGAUAAACGUCCUGUGCACUCAAUUACCUUUUGCACUCCAAUAAACGAUAAUCCAAGUUUAAUAUCAGCUGCAGAGUCGUGUUUACGCUCUACAAAAGCCGAACUACUUGACAAGAAUUACCAAAAAGAAGCUAUUAUAGUAGUCGAUGAGAAGAUAUACAAAAACUGCACAAAGGUUAGGCGUGAAACAAUGUUCGAGUAUCAUCAUAUCACCAUUUAUCCAGGUGAUUUUCAUUUAAUGAAGACAACGAUGAUUGUGAUUUGGGACGUUCUGGACGGAUCGGGUAUUGCGCUUGAUCAAAGCAUUGAGUGUUCCAUAAACAAGCUGGGCAAGGGUCAUGGCGGAAUUAGUGGAAAAUUUCAUGAAUCAACAAUAGACAAUUGGAUAAAUUCGUUCUCGUAUCGUGCGCUACUCACAUCUGUGCUCCAUGAAAUUUGUGGGUUAGAGACAACAAACAACAACUUAAACUCACAUCUUGAAUGUACGCCCACUCGUCAAGCAAUUGAUGAAACAGAUUUAGCGAUUUUAUUGAAAGUAUUAAAAAGCGAACAUUUAUUUUCUCCAUCAUCCUCUCACGCUCGAAAACUCCUAUCAGGCAAAAUUAUACACGAAGAUAUUAUUUUGAAUAUCUGUACUUCAUUUGAUCGUGGUCAAGAAGCAUUGUCAACUUAUAUCAAAGAGCGAUUAAUCGAUAAAACAGUCAGGUUUGAAGAGCCAUUAAAAGCAAUGUUGAGGCUAAAAUUACGAGAUACCGAUUUUUACAUUCCCGGUGAUCCUACUUCGGUCAAAAAACGUGCCAAAAAUGACAACACUAAAGAUUUAACCAAAACUAUCAAGUAUGUUGAUGAAGAAAUGAGACGCGUUAUUAUUAUUGCUGAGCAACGGGGGCUUUCACUGCCAUCUUUAUUUGCCCAUGAAUUCACUCGAGCUCCGCUGGCCUUGUGUGACAAUCAGAAUUGUGAUCUGAUGAAUCAGCAAAAAAAAUCUGCUGCUAUUGAUUAUUUAAAACAGCAGUUUCCGUCAUCAUUCUCAUCAUCUUGUCCAACAUUAAAAGGUAAAUCAGCUUUAGUCAUCGAUGGUGGAAGUUUACUUGAAAUUAGACCAAAAACAAGAAACAUGACCGUUCGACAGUAUGCUGAACAACUGCUCACCACUGUCAUCAACCGUCAGUUUCAACAGUAUGAUAGAAUUGACGUCGUUUUCGAUUCCAGCGAGAGCAAGUUAGUGAAAGCAUUUACCAGGAGACAUGGCAACGAUCUCGAUACGUCAAGUUACGACUUACAAAUUGAUGAUCGCCUAGAAGCAUCCUAUCAUAAAUUCCUUCACAAAAACCGUGCUAUUGUAGCUGCACGUGUACGUGAUUGUUGGGCUAAACCUGCAUUGGUAGAAUUGCUCCCAGAAGGCAAACUUCUGGUAGCGGCAGGGCCAGAUGAAUAUGCAAUCAAGCUGAAAAAGAAUUCUUCAUCAGAACAAGAUUGGCUUUUACAGUCUGACCACGUAGAGGCCGACACUCGUCUGCUUCUUCAUACCAAUGUUAUCAUGAUUGACGAAUAUAAAAGUGUAGUUAUUGCAGCAACCGACACUGAUGUUAUCCUAUUAUCGAUCGCACAUGCAUUGACUAUACAGCUCGAAAAUGUCAUUAUCAAAUCAUUCAACAGCACAACUAAAACUGACACAUUUAUUAAUAGUAUGGAAAUAGCUAAAAAGCUAAAACAUUUUUCAAUUGAUCCAAUCAUUUUGAUUGUUCUCCAUGCGCUCUCCGGAUCCGACUCUACGUCAUUCAUCAAAAAUAUUACUAAAGUUAAAUUUUUUCGUACAUUUUUCAACAACUGGCAACGUUUUACACAUUUGAGCGACUUUCUCAAAACACCAUUAUCAAAAGAAGCGAUCAUAGAUGCUGAAAAACUACUCCUUACUACUUAUUCGACAACAACCAAUGCAAUUACCCUCGAUCAUUUACGUGCAACAAUGGCGGUACAGUCAUUCAAAGAAAAACGGAAAAGCAUUGUAUUGAAUUUACCACCAACGUCAAAUUCUUUUACUCUCCAUUGUCUUCGAGCUGCCAGACAAAUUAAGAUCUGGGGAAAUGCAUUAGAACCAUAUUUACAUAUACAAUCACCAAAUGAAUUAGAUGGGUUUGAAACAGUAGAUGAUCAACUGAAAAUCAAAUGGAUAUCCAAUUCAGAACAUCCAGCAGAUAAAAAACUUGUUACCUGUGGAAAAUGCACCACUGGAUGCAAAAACAGUCGUUGCAAAUGUGGUUCACAAAAUAUUAAUUGUACAAUUUAUUGCAAGUGUCCAUCCGAAUGCUGCAAAAAUCAAUCAAAUCAUCGAAUGUCUCAACUUUCUCUUUAUGCAACCCUCUCUCAAGAAGAAAGUGAUGUUGACGACUUUGCUGACAGAGAAGAAUCAAAUUUAAGUGAAGAAGAGGGGCAAUUGCAUAGCUCCUGUAACUCUGUAAACUUUGAAAACGAUGAUCAUAUUCGCACACAAUCUCACAAUUUGGAUAUGUCAGUUCAAGCGGACAAUGAUAUUGAUGGUACAUCUUUUGCUACAGAACAUGUGGAACAUAAUUAUUGCAGUACUUCCACAGAAGAAGAACAGGAAGAAGAACAUCAGAAAUGGUCAAGGAUACCUUCCAAACCUACGAUUCCAAUGUCUCCAAUCAGUAACUGUCGCUCAACGAUCGCCUCGCCAUCACAACGUGUUCUUCGCCCUCGAAUAAAUGCGACAGAAGCCAGUCCAAAUUACUCUAAUUUUAAACUGCCGAUUUCACCAGCAAACAGAUCUAAAUCAACAACGUCUACUCCAGUAACAAGACAAUGUCGACAAUCAAUAAAAUCAACAAAAAGAACAGUCUCGAUCGUUAAUGAUGAGAAUGCACUACCACAAAAUCCCACCUCGAAGCUCGAUACAGUAGAAAAGAAUAUUAUCAGGAAUCGAUCCUACCGAAAAUAUGAUAUUUUCCAAGACGACGAUGAACAGUUUUGA
This is a messenger RNA of Didymodactylos carnosus, 4974 nucleotides long. The record is from the annotation of a GenBank genome assembly. NCBI's taxonomy places the organism in Eukaryota, Metazoa, Rotifera, Eurotatoria, Philodinida, Philodinidae.